GACCAUAGAGAGAGCGAGAGAGAGACGCGGCGCUGCGAAGGGAUCGCCCUCCCGCUGACUGGACGCAGCUCACACUGUCUUAACAACGCGGCGCUCACACGCUGCAAAGCAGAGCAAGCGAGGACCGCACGACUAAACCGUAUUGCAAGCCAGGAGGGGUUCAUAUUGGCGGAUACAUUCAUCGCAGAAGAAGACAGGCGGGUAACCCGAGUGCACCAAAAAUAUUAAGCCAUGAUGAGCCGCAGGGUCGUCCGUCAGAGCAAGUUCCGCCAUGUUUUCGGACAGCCUCUCAAAGCCGACCAAUCGUACGAGGAUAUCCGGGUUUCCAAGGUGACGUGGGACAGCUCGUUCUGCGCCGUGAACCCCAAGUUCGUGGCGAUCAUCGUGGAGUCGAGCGGGGGAGGAGCCAUCCUCGCCCUGCCGCUCUGCAAGACAGGGCGUGUGGAUAAGAACUACCCUCUCGUCAUUGGUCACUCGGGACCUGUCCUGGAUGUGGAUUGGUGCCCUCACAAUGACAACAUUCUGGCCAGCGGCUCCGAGGACUGCACUGCGAUGGUGUGGCAGAUCCCGGAUCACACUCCCUUGCGGCCGAUCUCCGAACCCAUCGUCACACUGGAAGGGCACUCCAAGAGGGUGGGGAUAGUCACGUGGCACCCCACCACGCGCAACAUCUUGCUGACCGCAGGGAGCGACAACGUGAUAAUAAUCUGGAACGUGGGUACAGGGGAGCCCCUCGUCUCUCUGGACAAUCACCCCGACCUCAUCUACAACGUCAGCUGGAACCGUAACGGCAGCUUGUUCUGCACCACCUGCAAGGACAAGAAGGUGCGCGUGGUGGACCCGCGCAAGGGGGAGAUCGUCGCGGAGAACGAGAAGGCGCACGAAGGCUCUCGUCCAAUGAGAGGCCUGUUCCUAAGUGACGGGAAAGUGUUCACCACGGGAUUCAGCAGAACGAGCGAGAGACAGCUAGCACUGUGGGACCCGGAGAAGCAAACCCCCCACGAGGGGAUCAGGCCCAUGAGGGCCAUUUUCACGCGAGAGGGACACAUCUUCACCACCGGCUUCACCCGUAUGAGCCAGAGGGAGCUGGGGCUGUGGGAUCCGACGAACUUCGAUGAGCCGAUCUCGCUCCUGGAAAUGGACACCAGCAACGGAGUUCUGCUCCCCUUCUACGACGCAGACACCAGCAUUGUGUACCUCUGCGGGAAGGGCGACAGCAGUAUCCGGUACUUCGAGAUCACAGACGAGCCCCCCUACGUGCAUUACCUCAGCACAUACAGCAGCAAAGAGCCACAGAGGGGCAUGGGCUUCAUGCCAAAGAGGGGUCUGGAUGUCAGCAAGUGUGAGAUUGCCAGGUUGUACAAACUCCACGAGAGGAAGUGUGAGCCAAUCACAAUGACAGUGCCCCGAAAGUCGGACCUGUUCCAGGAUGACCUGUACCCCGACACGGCGGGGCCCGAGCCCGCCCUCGAGGUGGAGGAGUGGGUGGAGGGCCGGGACGGGGAGCCCGUGCUGGUGUCCCUGCGUGACGGCUACGUGCCGCUCAAGAACCGCGAGCUGAAGGUGGUGAAGAAGAACAUCCUGGACAGCAGGCCCCCUCCCCGCCGCAGCAUGUCCUCCUGCGACGGCAGCUUCACGCAGCAGGUGACUCUUGAAAAGCUGCUCGAUGAGAUUCAGUCUCUGAAGGCGACGGUUCAGUCCCAGGGAAAGCGAAUCUCCGACCUGGAAAACAAGCUUUCCAAAUUUACCAACGGCACGGCCUGAAGCCAGGCGCGAUCCUUCCUCCUUCCGUCCUUCCUUCACUUCUUCUUCCUUCCCAAUCUCUCGCUCUGUCGCUCUCUCUCGUGGACAACACAGUGUUAGCCAGAGCCCGGACCGGCAGCUCUGUUCCGCGAGAGCCAGGCCAGGUCUUUGCUCCAACCAGGUCAUGAGAAAAGUUUCUGUGGAAAAAUUCAGUGCAGGGUUACUAAACUCAGGACCUGUGGGCCGUUUUUAAGGACUGUUUUAAAUUUGAAUUAUUAUUUUUAAAUUCCCUCUUAAGGACGAUGGCUUGCUAACUGUACCACAAAUCUAGAAAACUCAAAUUUGACUUGAAUAUAUAUAAAUAUAUAUAUACACACACACACACACACAUUAUAUAUUUUAACUUAUAAAAGAUGCCCAUGGGAUCCAAACCCUGGACCGGAAUAACAUUCAAGGAAUGAGGUCCCCGCAUCUAAAGUUUCAGGGUCUUAUUUAGAAGUUCCUGCCUUUUAUCACAUUGUAUCUGCAAUGCUCUACAGGCAGUGCCGAUUUCCAGGCCUGGUUGAAAUGAAAUCCUGGUCUGGCCUCUCAAAGACUGGAGCUGCCAAUCCCUGAGCUAAAGCAAACUGGUACUGGGAGGGGAACGUGGGUAUAUACCCCUGCCCCUGCCCCUGCCCCUGCCCCUGCCCCUAUGUACAGAACUUGGAUACUGGACUGCAAUACCUGAUCAGAAGUCAUUAUAUUGUAAAUAUUGCAAAAACAAAACAAAAACAAGUACAUAAAACUAAGACUGCAUAGUGUUUUUGGUGUCCUGUAGAACGAAGAUAACACAGACAGAACCGUGUUUCUGAGAGUUCUCCACGCUAGACUGGCAGCACUGGCCUCCUGCAGCUGUGUGUCAGGAACACGAUGCGUCAGUCCUGCCUGAACAACAUCUUGCCUGAUGUGUUUAAAAAAAAUAAGAAUAAUUUUAAGUGUUUUAAAGAAGUAUUUUCUAAGAACGGACAAUGCAGAGUGUCUCUCGUGCGCUGGAAGUCCCUCGUCGCCGAUUUGCAAAGCUGGCAACGGCUGAGGAGUCAGACUGCUUCUGAAAGAGCAACAUGUCAAACUCGUUUUACUGUCUGCGCAGCUGUAUUGAAUAAAUGCUUUUGCUCAGCUCCACUGCAAAAGGGUGGGUUUAAAGAUACUUCGCAGGCAAUCAAUAAUGCCUCUAUCAGUGUCCAAAUCUAUAUUUAUUAACAGCAACAGUCUAUUGCAAUACAGUGUUCUAGACAUUUCAUUAAGCUGUCUAUAAGAACACUUUGUAACAGGCCGUUAGCGUUAACGCUAGUGUCAUUCGAAUGUAACUAACUACCUUAUUAAUAAUCAUCUAUUUUAGUAUCAAAUUUCUAGAUGUUUUAUAAACAGGUCCUUAAACUGAAGACAGACCUAAAGGGUUGUGUUCACAGAGCUUUCUGUUUAAAGAGACUGAAGAAAUAUUGAUUUUGAUUGUGUCAAAUGCCACACACACACACACCUCAAUGAUUUGGUACUUCGUGGGUUAACUCGAGGGUUUUAAAAGGAGGUUCUCGCUGAAGAUGGCAUGUUGUGUGCGAGCGCUGCAGUGUUACCAUGUGUGCCAUUCUAGCUGUGAAGCAGGGCAGGCUGCCAAGUAAUACUCCUACUGCAGUGAACAGCUUGCUGGCCUUGACUGUCUCAGUGAUCCAGUGCUGUGCUGGGGGAAUGCGCUUUGUGUGUGAUUUUUUAUUUUGAUAUAUCGCACCUUUCUACUGCAGGCACCGUAAGGCUACACAGUGUGGGUCUCCAGACUGCAUGGACAAUUAUAUAUAUCGUUUAAAUAACCCUUUUAAAAUGCACACUGGAGCCAAAUCCUGGGUCCGAAGGUGGGAUUUCUCUCUUUAUUUUUUUGCAGAAAGAUUUACUAUCUUUCUGAGUAGUUCUCAAAAUUUGACCAGCGAUCUGUAUCCCCAUCCUUGGACAUAGCCAAAAACAAAAAAACCCUUUAAAUGAAGGUACAAGAAUCCACAGCUCAUGUGCCAUUAACCCUCUUAGAUACUGACUUCAUAUUUUAGGGCAAAAUCUAUUGUUAACUUCUAUCUAAUGCAACAAACAAUAAAGAGGUACUGUUA
Messenger RNA from Polyodon spathula (Mississippi paddlefish), 3872 nucleotides. Its product is annotated as coronin-6-like. Gene Ontology annotation, molecular function: actin filament binding. Gene Ontology annotation, biological process: cell migration; actin filament organization. Bases 232 to 1764 code for a protein of 510 amino acids. The transcript has 12 exons. Lineage: Eukaryota; Metazoa; Chordata; Actinopteri; Acipenseriformes; Polyodontidae. The record is from RefSeq and is a predicted model, not a curated record.